Molecule: messenger RNA, 3194 nt
Organism: Gossypium raimondii (Peruvian cotton)
Lineage: Eukaryota; Viridiplantae; Streptophyta; Magnoliopsida; Malvales; Malvaceae
Product: formin-like protein 5
Exons: 6
Coding region: 1-2769 (922 amino acids)
Biological process (GO): actin cytoskeleton organization; actin nucleation
Molecular function (GO): actin filament binding
Source: RefSeq, a predicted model, not a curated record
AUGGGUGGCAAAAGAAUUCCUUGUUUGAUAUUUUUGGUAACUUUGCUUUGUAUUUCAUUGGCAAUCAUUUUGGAUUAUAGAAGUGCUGCAGAAGAAGCAUUUCUUAAUGUAUUAGUUGAUCCAUCAACUGGGGAGAUCAAUGAAAAUCGGGUGGGAUUGUUAUGGAUAAAUUGCAGACAAGAUUUGAAUGAUUUACUGUAUGCUUUUGUAGACCCCAAAUUACGCCGUCUAGAGGAAAUACUCUCCAAUGUUAUCCAUACGGCGGGUUACUCAUCGGCAAAAGAAAACAUUCGGAACUUGGUUAAUAUUCGCCAUCCCGAGUUAAAGCAUGUUCUUUCUAAUUGCAUAAGAAAUAAUCAUCUUAUAUUCCAAGCAUCUGAGGAAGAUAGUAAGCCUUCGUACACCAGAUAUGUCAAGUUAUUAUUUCGCAGGCAUGAUGUUCCUAGAAGGAUUUUAGGCUCUAAGAACACUGAAGAAGCCCCUGACUCGGACUUAGGCCCAUCACCAUCACCAUCCCCAUCAUCAUCCCCAUCUCCAUCUCCAUCAUCAUCACCAUCAUCAUCCCCAUCGUCAUCCCCAAAUCUGGCCCCAGCCCCUUCUGAUUCCAAAGUUCCCGAAUCUGAAGCUGCUGAUUCCAAAGCUCCUGAUGUUAGGCCAACUCCAUCAAAACGUCCACCAUUUUCACUCCCUCCACCAGUUCCUACACGUUCUAACCAACAUCCACCUCCAGUACUUAGUCCUCAGAACAAUUCACAUCACGAUGAAGGUCAUUUGGAAGAAAAAGGAACUAGCUUGAGAACACUUAUUAUUGCUUGUAUUGUGACUGCAUUAGUAACAGCCAUGGCUGCAUUGUUGUUCCUCUCUUUAUGCUCCCGUAAGCAAAUUAAUAAGAAGCCCAUCUCCGGCGGAGAGAUAGGUAACGCAUCAAACGAGCAUAAGGAUUCAACUGAUGACAGUAUUGCUCUAGAAAUUUCGUCGGACGGAAAGUCAUCACUUGGAACUGUUGAUGUUGCUGGUGCUUCUGCCACUGCCACUGCCACUGCCGCUGCCGCUGCCGCUGCUGGUGCUGGUGCCAGUUCGGGUGCCUCCAAAGCCUCAGCUGAAUCUUCUGCUACAUCAGGUGAUACUAAUUCGGUGGUACCUCAGCCUGCAGGAAAGGCAGGAACUUCCACAGCUGCCGUACCUCUGGUGAAUGGUCUUUCUGGUGGAGUGGAUGCUGUCCCUUCUGAACCUCCUAACCAGGUUGGAGCCAAUUCUCCACCUGCACCAACUGGUUCUGCCAAUGUACCCCGACCUCCUGGACCUCUGUCACCACCUAAACCUCCCACUUCUCCUCCUAAGCCACCUCCACCAGUGCCCCCAGGUCCCAAGGUGCCUAAACCGCCAGGUGGACCACAACAUUCAAAUGCUAAAUCUGGUGAUGGAUCGAGUGCAGCAGGAAAUGAUGCCAAUACUUCUAAAGCCAAACUAAAGCCCUUUUUCUGGGAUAAAGUUGCAGCCAAGCCAAACAGUGCAAUGGUCUGGGAUCAGAUCAAAGCUGGAUCAUUCCAGUUCAGUGAGGAGCUGAUUGAAACUCUGUUCGGGGCGUCAGUUCAAAAAAACAAGAAAACUGAUAAGAAAGAGCCAUCUGCACAGGAUCAGGGACCUCAGUAUGUUCAACUCAUUGAACCCAAGAAAGCACAAAAUUUAGCAAUCCUUUUGCGGGCAUUGAAUGUAACCACUAAAGAAGUAUGUGAUGCACUUCGUGAAGGAAAUGACCUCCCAGUUGAAUUCCUUCAGACAUUAUUGAAGAUGGCACCAACAUCCGAUGAAGAACACAAACUUAAAACAUUCAGUGGUGAAUUUUCCCAACUCGGUCUGUCCGAGCAAUUCCUAAAACAAUUGCUUGACAUCCCUUUUGCUUUUAAACGAAUAGAAGUUCUGAUUUUUAUGUGUUCUCUUAAAGAGGAUGUUUCUGCCACUAAAGAGUCCUUCGAGACAUUAGAGGUUGCUUGCAAGGAUUUAAGAGGUAGUCGCCUAUUCCUCAAGCUUUUAGAAGCUGUUCUCAAAACCGGAAAUCGCAUGAACGAUGGGACAUUCCAUGGUGGUGCAGAAGCUUUCAAGCUCGAUACGCUUUUGAAGUUAUCGGAUGUUAAAGGAGUAGAUGGAAAGACCACACUAUUGCAUUUUGUUGUCCGAGAAAUAAUACGUACUGAAGGUUUGAAAGCUGCCCGUGCUGAAAGAGAAAGUGAAAGUUUUAACAGCUUAAAAUCCAACGAUAUUCUCGAGGAUGUUUCCCAUGAUCCAGAAGACCACUACCACGACCUUGGGUUUAAGGCGGUUUCACAUCUGAGUAGUGAACUUGAAAAUGUCAAGAAAGCUGCAGCCAUUGAUGCCGAAAACUUAACAGGAACUGUUAUCAAACUCGGCCAUUCACUCCUAAAAGCACGUGAUUUCUUGAACUCGGAGAUGAAGGGUUUGGAGGAGGAUAGUGGUUUCCAAAAAGCAUUAAAGAGUUUGGUUGAGAAGGCUGAGGUUGAAGUCAAGUCAUUGAUCGAGGAAGAGAAAAGAAUCAUGGAGUUGGUAAAGAACACCGGCAAUUAUUUCCAUGGAAACGUUAAAAAAGACGAGGGUAUACGCUUGUUUGUUGUCGUACGGGAUUUCUUGGUAAUUUUGGAUAAAGUGUGUAAAGAGCUUAGAGACAAGCCGAAAAUAUCACAUAAAAAGGAGGGGUCUCAUGCAUCAUCUUCCUCCGGCUCCAGUAUUGGAUCACCUUCUCCCGAUUGCUGAGCGGAGGGUGGAAGAUUAUAGUUCUUCGUCAGAUGACGAUAAUUAAUAGUGUUCGUUUGAAGAAGGUAUGCUGUUUUUACCUUGCUACAUUAUAUAGCGAAACUUAAAACCAACACAAAUACGUGUUCCAUAAGUCAUAUUUGCUUGUGAGAUCUCUAAGUUCUGUUUUAAUGUUAUGUUGGCAAAUUGAUCAAGAUGGAAAGGGCACCAAAGCAUUGUUCUUGCGGUUUUUCAAUGAACUGAAUACAUCUAAAGUACCAAUGGAAAGAGGAUAAACGAAUGGCAUUGCUCUUCAAUGCUAUAUUUCUACAGAGCUGACAUUGCCUACGUGUGGUUGAACUUCCUUUGGUAUCGUUUUCGUGGUUCUUGUUGAUUUUCCCUUGUCAAUGCAAUAUACAAUUAUAGUUAGACUUAGAUAUAAUGAU